CUGAUCAUCUCUCACAAACAAAAAUGAAUCACGACGACGACUGAAAUACCUCGGAGGGCGUUAGUCGGACUUUGACUUGAGUCUUAUUCGAUGCCGUUAAUGACGCAACGACGGAUUACUUAGCCGAAAUGCAACACGAGGAGGAGGAGGCCGCGGUGAAGCAGAUCCCCAGGCCUAUUCAACGUCGGACAGAAAAAGCGGCCCGACGGCAGAAAACCAGAAUUCCCGCCACCCUGCAAACGGAUUCAGAAAUCUCCACCACGAUGGCGGCCCCUGCCAAAACCCUAAUCGACUUCUUCCAGCAACCGGCGCCGAAACGCCUCAAGAGAGCCUCUUCGCCUCCACUCAGCCCAUUUUCCUCACUCAAGGACGACGGCGCCGCCGCUUCCUCCAAGUCGACGGUGUCCAUUUCGCCGGAGCAGAAGCGCAGAAUGGAAUACAACAAAUCCCUCGCAUUGUCGAAGCGGAACCUAAAACUAUGCUCUGAUAAACUCUCCAAGGCAGUUGCAACAGGGGUGGGGUAUGUAAAUUUGGAGGAGCUAUUAGUGGAGGAGACCUGGUCAGAAGUGCUAUCUGGGGAGCUGCAAAAGCCUUAUGCAAGAAAGUUGUGUGAGUUUGUCGAGGCUGAAAUUUGCCAUGGUAGCACACCAAUUUACCCUCCCCAGCAUCUGAUUUUUAAUGCUCUUAACACCACUCCAUUUAACUCAGUAAAGGCGGUUAUUAUUGGACAGGACCCAUACCAUGGACCAGGCCAAGCAAUGGGCCUCUCUUUCUCUGUGCCAGAAGGCAUCAAAGUGCCUUCAAGUCUACAAAACAUAUAUAAAGAGCUCCAGAAAGAUAUGGGUUGCACAAUUCCAUCUAAUGGGAAUCUUGAAAAAUGGGCUAUACAGGGUGUCCUGCUAUUAAAUGCUGUUCUAACAGUUAGACAGCAUCAGGCUAACUCUCAUGCCAAAAAAGGGUGGGAGCAGUUUACUGAUGCUAUAAUUGGAGCAAUUUCACAGAAAAGAAGUGGAGUUGUUUUUCUCCUCUGGGGAAACUAUGCCCAGGCGAAAUCCCGGUUGAUAGAUGAAUCAAAGCACUAUAUUCUCAAAUCAUCACAUCCUUCAGGUUUAUCCGCAAACAGGGGCUUCUUUGGAUGCAGGCACUUUUCUCGGACAAACCAGCUCUUGGAGAAAUUGGGAGUAUCUCCAAUAGAUUGGCAGUUGUAGUGCUACAGGGACAGGACGUUCCCAUGCUUUGUAACCUCGACUCAUGAGUGAUGAGUCUGAGAUCUUUUGCCACCAUGUAUCAUCUGCUGGGUUGUAAGUCUUGUAGUACAAAUAUGCAUAUAUAGUUAUGAAGUUUCCAACCUCAUAUUGCCGACUUGCAGUUGCAGUAUUGCUCUCUGCAAAUAGUUGGCCCUCUAAUUAUAUAUCUGUAUGUUAUUUUGCAAAGCCCAAGAUGAUGUUUUUGAUUUGGAUUAUGUAGAUUCCAGUUCAUAUAUGCUCUUACCAAUUUGAGUUUUUUGCUUUA
Salvia splendens (bonfire salvia) is the source of this 1512-nucleotide messenger RNA. RefSeq names its product uracil-DNA glycosylase, mitochondrial. The coding region runs from base 129 to 1208 and encodes 359 amino acids. Gene Ontology annotation, molecular function: uracil DNA N-glycosylase activity. Lineage: Eukaryota; Viridiplantae; Streptophyta; Magnoliopsida; Lamiales; Lamiaceae. Gene Ontology annotation, biological process: base-excision repair, AP site formation via deaminated base removal; base-excision repair. The transcript has 7 exons. The record is from RefSeq and is a predicted model, not a curated record.